GCGUGCGCAAAGUUCAGGUCUAAGGAAAGGGACGGUCCGAAAUGUAGAAGCGCUUGGGCGCAUGCGCACACCUAAACGUUGCCAAUCCAGCGGAGACCACUGGGCUGAACCCAAGGGAUAGUUGAGGGGCCAUCGAGUAACGGCGGAGUUAACUGGCGCAAAAUUCUCCCAGUGAGUUACAAGAAGCGGGGAAAAGGAUGGAGGCGCGGAUCUCCCUUGGCUAAAGCGACAGUUCGCUACGGGAGCACGCCCCUCUAGUUCCUCCCUUUUUAGCGAUGGACCUGAAACCUCACGUGCUACCUCUACUUCCAGGUCAGAGUUCAGACUUAAGAUUGUAGAGAGCGUCCAAGAACAGGCAGGAAUAGUCGAAGUAGGAUAGCGUCGUUUUUCUUAAAGUGACAGGCUCAAGGCAAUUGGGGUCAAUCCAGCGGUUACGAGGGCGGUUUAGCUAUUCUGAAUCCAAUCACUGAGCAAAUUUCUUGACCGCAGUUUCAGGUUUCCGCCCCUUCAUGGGGAAGAGGCAUGAAUAAGUGGAUUGUUUCCCAGGUGAGGGAAAGAGGAGAGCCUUAGACAACUCGUUCCAAGAGCUCGAGGUGCAGCCAGUUCCGUCCUCCUUGUCUUACCCACCCCCAUCCUACUAGCUCUGCAAAGCUGAGCUUCUGGCCCCAGUUUCACAUACGAAGAGAAUGAGGCGCAGAGAGGAUGGGUCACACAGCCCUGCAACUUCGGAGCCAAGACCAAACUCGGGUUUGCCCCUCUCCCAAGCUCGGUUCUUUGCCCCAAUUUUGCUGAUGCGGAUGUAGAGAGUGGGGAUGGCCCGUCCUUAGUAGAAACGAACUUGGACCCUAAACCUGCUGUCAUGGGGGAUCGGGGCUACCCUUCCCCACCUUCUGCCUCUCAUUGCCCGCCUACCCGGGAACUCCCAGGCCCAGUCGCCCCGCAGUCUCUGGGAGGGGAGCGGUGCUACCCGCCCGCGUCAUCUGAUGCUGUUUCCUGCAGGAGGGAGAACAGCGGAAAAAAGUGAAACUCCACCCUCCACCUCUGCCUCCCGCCCCCGGGGCCAAAGUACAAAGGGAGGAGGAAGAAGGGAACGGGGUUGGAGCCAUCGGGUUGAGAGAGCCCAGCCGGGAAGAGGCAGCUUGGCCCAGCUAGAGACACUCCAGCCAGCCCCUGCGCAAAGAGACCCAACUGGAGUCCAGGCGCUGCUCCUUGCUGGCCCCACCUUACACUUGGCGGGUGCAGGAGCCAGACUCCCAGGACUGCUCCAGACUGAGGGACGCCCGGGCCCCUCUGUGCCAGCCAUGGUGAGACGCCGGAGGCCCCGGGGGCCCACCCCCCGAGCCUGACUACACUGCCCCAGGUCGCCUUCCUCCGGAAGCCCGAGAUGCGGGGGGCCGGGAGGCGACACUCCUGGCUCCCCAGAGAGGCGUGGGUCUGGGGCUGAGGGCCAGGGCCCGGAUGCCCAGGUUCCGGAACUAGGGCCUCGGCAGUCAGCAGGGUGGGGACCAGGGGCACCCAGGGAAGGUCCCCCACACCCACCAACGCCAGCUCCCAGCCAUGGAGCCCUUGAAGAACCUCUUCCUCAAGAGCCCGCUGGGGUCAUGGAACAGCGGUAGCAGUGGGGGCAGUGGGGGCGGCGGCGGAGGUUGGCCAGAGGGAUCCCCGAAGGCGGCAGCUUAUGCCAAUCCUGUGUGGACAGCCCUGUUUGACUACGAGCCCAAUGGGCAGGACGAGCUGGCCCUGCGGAAGGGCGACCGUGUGGAGGUGCUGUCCCGGGAUGCAGCUAUCUCAGGCGAUGAGGGCUGGUGGGCGGGCCAGGUGGGAGGCCAGGUGGGCAUCUUUCCGUCCAACUAUGUGUCUCGGGGCGGCGGUCCGCCCCCCUGCGAGAUGGCCAGCUUCCAGGAGCUGCGGCUGGAGGAGGUGAUUGGCAUCGGUGGCUUCGGCAAGGUCUACCGCGGCAGCUGGCGAGGCGAGUUGGUGGCUGUGAAGGCAGCUCGCCAGGACCCCGAUGAGGACAUCAGCGUGACAGCUGAGAGCGUGCGACAGGAGGCCCGGCUUUUCGCCAUGCUGGCACACCCCAACAUCAUUGCCCUCAAGGCCGUGUGCUUGGAGGAGCCCAACCUGUGCCUGGUGAUGGAGUAUGCUGCCGGCGGGCCCCUCAGCCGUGCCCUGGCUGGGCGGCGUGUGCCCCCCCAUGUGCUCGUCAACUGGGCCGUGCAAAUUGCCCGUGGGAUGCACUACCUGCACUGCGAGGCCCUGGUGCCUGUCAUCCACCGAGACCUCAAGUCCAACAACAUUCUGCUGCUGCAGCCCAUUGAAGGUGACGACAUGGAGCACAAGACCCUGAAGAUCACUGACUUCGGCCUGGCCCGCGAGUGGCACAAAACCACGCAAAUGAGUGCUGCAGGCACCUAUGCCUGGAUGGCUCCCGAGGUUAUCAAGGCCUCCACCUUCUCUAAGGGCAGCGAUGUCUGGAGUUUUGGGGUGCUCCUGUGGGAACUGCUGACUGGGGAGGUGCCCUACCGUGGCAUCGACUGCCUUGCUGUAGCCUAUGGAGUGGCCGUUAACAAGCUCACACUGCCCAUCCCAUCCACCUGCCCCGAGCCCUUCGCACAGCUCAUGGCCGAUUGCUGGGCGCAGGAUCCCCACCGCAGGCCCGACUUCGCCUCAAUCCUUCAGCAGUUGGAGGCACUAGAGGCGCAGGUCCUGCGGGAAAUGCCGCGGGACUCCUUCCAUUCCAUGCAGGAAGGCUGGAAGCGCGAGAUCCAAGGCCUCUUUGACGAGCUGCGGGCCAAAGAAAAGGAACUACUGAGCCGCGAGGAGGAGCUGACCCGCGCGGCGCGUGAGCAGCGGUCACAGGCAGAGCAGCUGCGGCGGCGCGAGCACCUGCUGGCCCAGUGGGAGCUGGAGGUGUUCGAGCGCGAGUUGACGCUUCUGUUGCAGCAAGUUGAUCGCGAACGGCCGCACGUUCGCCGCCGCCGCGGCACCUUCAAGCGCAGUAAACUCCGCGCGCGCGACGGCGGCGAGCGCAUCAGCAUGCCGCUCGACUUCAAACACCGCAUCACCGUGCAGGCCUCUCCCGGCCUGGACAGGAGGAGAAACGUCUUCGAGGUCGGGGCUGGGGACUCGCCCACCUUCCCCCGGUUCCGGGCCAUCCAGUUGGAGCCUGCAGAACCAGGCCAGGCAUGGGGCCGACAGUCCCCAAGACGUCUAGAGGACUCAAGCAAUGGAGAGCGGCGAGCAUGCUGGGCCUGGGGUCCCAGUUCCCCCAAGCCUGGAGAAGCCCAGAACGGGAGGAGAAGGUCCCGCAUGGACGAAGCCACGUGGUACCUGGAUUCAGAUGACUCAUCCCCUUUAGGAUCUCCUUCCACACCCCCCAUGCUCAAUGGUAACCCCCCGCGGCCGAGCCCGGAGCCCGAGGAGCCGCGGCGGCCGGGCCCGGCGGAGCGCGGCAGCGGCUCCGGGACGCCCAAGCUGAUCCAGCGCGCGUUGCUGCGCGGCACCGCCCUGCUCGCCUCGCUGGGCCUCGGCCGCGACCUGCAGCCCCCGGGGGGGCCGGGCCGCGAGCGCGGGGAGCCCCCGCCAACGCCCCGCGCCCCGCUGCCCACUCCGUCCCCCGCCGAGCCGCCCCCCUCCCCGCUCAUCCGCUUCUCCCCCGAGAUGCCGGACGCCCAGGCCUCCCCGCUGAGCCCCGACGCCCCCGGCUCGCCCUCCCCCGCGCCCCUGCUGCUGGAACUGGGUGUCCCCGCCGGCCAGCCAUCAGCCAAGAGUCCCCGGCGCGAAGAGGAGAGGCGCGGAAGCGCCGUCUCGCCCCCACCAGGGAUAUCACGCUCCGCUCCUGGCACCCCAGGUACCCCACGCUCACCGCCUCUGGGCCUCAUCAGUCGACCUCGGCCCUCACCCCUUCGCAGCCGCAUCGACCCGUGGAGCUUUGUGUCAGCCGGGCCACGGCCUUCACCCCUGCCCUCGCCACAGCCUGCGCCCCGCCGGGCACCCUGGACCUUGUUCCCAGACUCAGACCCCUUCUGGGACUCUCCACCCGCCAACCCCUUCCGAGGGGGCCCUCAGGACUGCAGGGCGCAGACCAAAGACGUGGGUGCCCAGGCCCCGUGGGCGCCAGAGGCAGGGCCCUGAGUGGGCCGGGCUGCUCCCCAUGCGCCCACCGCCCUCCAGGAGCCUCAGCAUACACUGGAAUAGGAGCCGGUCAUGCCUCUGUAGCUGCCUUGGUUUUGCCCAGGGACCCCGCCCCCUCUGGGGGUCAGGAACACUACACUGCACAGGAAGCCUUCACACUGGACGGGGGGCCUGCACCCCUCCACACCUGCAACGUGUGGGUCCCCCGACUUACCCGCCCCACUGGGGCCCAACACUGUACCCAGCUGGUUGGGAGGACCAGAGCCUGACUCAGGGAAUUGCCCCCAGGGGUGGUGCAGGGAGGAGGGGAGGUGCAGGGGAGAGGGGCCGGCCUUAGCUGUCACCAGCACUUUUGACCAAGUCCUGCUACUGUGGCCCCUGCCCCAGGGCUUCGUGCCUGGGCUCCCCUGCCCCGGGGGUCAUCUGGGGCCGGGGCUCUCUGGGUGCCUUCCUGCUGCCCCGGCCAGGGUUGGGGCCAUGGCCUUGGGAUCCAAUGAAGCCAAAUAAACUCCCCAAGCUGUCU
Messenger RNA from Mesoplodon densirostris (Blainville's beaked whale), 4657 nucleotides. RefSeq names its product mitogen-activated protein kinase kinase kinase 11 (gene MAP3K11). Lineage: Eukaryota; Metazoa; Chordata; Mammalia; Artiodactyla; Ziphiidae. Bases 1558 to 4134 code for a protein of 858 amino acids. The record is from RefSeq and is a predicted model, not a curated record. Gene Ontology annotation, cellular component: centrosome. Gene Ontology annotation, molecular function: ATP binding; protein binding; JUN kinase kinase kinase activity. The transcript has 10 exons. Gene Ontology annotation, biological process: protein phosphorylation; microtubule-based process; positive regulation of apoptotic process.